Messenger RNA from Poecile atricapillus (Black-capped chickadee), 2612 nucleotides. RefSeq names its product nuclear receptor interacting protein 3 (gene NRIP3). Gene Ontology annotation, biological process: proteolysis. Gene Ontology annotation, molecular function: aspartic-type endopeptidase activity. NCBI's taxonomy places the organism in Eukaryota, Metazoa, Chordata, Aves, Passeriformes, Paridae. The record is from RefSeq and is a predicted model, not a curated record. The coding region runs from base 32 to 775 and encodes 247 amino acids. The transcript is spliced from 7 exons.
UCUUCAAGGAGAUACACUCUCGGGAGGAGAGAUGUUUUAUUCGGGGAUCCUGACAGAGCCGAGUAGGAAAGAAGUGGAGAUCAGGGAAGCGGCGUCUCUCCGCCAGCAGAGGAGGAUGAAGCAGGCGGUUCAGUUUAUUCACAAGGAUUCUGCAGAUCUCCUCCCUCUGGACGGGCUGAAGAAGCUGGGCACUUCGAAAGAUACUCAACCACAUAACAUCCUGCAGAAGCGCCUGAUGGAGACAAAUUUAUCCAAGUUCCGAGGCAGCCGAGGCAGCUGGACUCCGAAGGGCGAUCUCUCAUCACAGACCAACAAGCUGAACCAAACCAAACUGGGCAGCUCGGGCAAAACAGAGGAUGAAGAGCUCAUAGUGGUGAGCUGCCAGUGUGCGGGGAAGGAGCUGAAGGCCGUGGUGGACACCGGCUCACAGCAUAACCUCAUGUCAUCCGCCUGCCUGGACAGGCUGGGGUUAAAGGAGCAUCUCAAAGCACUCCCUGUUGAAGAUGAGAUGGUUUCGCUGCCAAACAAGGUGAAAGCCAUUGGCCAGAUCGAGUGUCUGUCCCUCAUGGUGGGAGCGGUCCCCGUGGAGUGUGCUGCCCUCGUCGUGGAAGACAACGAGCAACCCUUUUCCUUUGGGCUGCAGACACUGAAGUCUCUAAAGUGUGUCAUAAAUAUGGAGAAGCACCACCUCGUUCUGGGGCAGAUGGACAGGGAAGAAAUCCCGUUUGUGGGCAUUGACAGUGCUGAGGCAGGAGAGCACAGUUUGGAGGCAUAAAGAGAAGUUGAAACGCCAUCCCCACACAAGAGCUUGAUAUCAAAGAAAUCCUGUGCAGCUGUUCCAGAUGAAACAGCAAUGCGCUGCUUUGAAAACAUUUAUACUAGGCUACAGCUUGAGUAGAGCUAAAUGAAAUCCUGUUUGUAGCCAGUAAUUUAGAGAUAUUGUCAUGUUUAUCUAUGGGUUUUGAGAAACAAACUUAUUGUGCUUAUUUUCUGGACUUUUCUAUAUAGUGUCCUCUUUAUUACAAACAGUUGGGAAAACCUUAUGAAUUUCUUCUGAUGAUAAAACUACUUUUUAUAGUGGGCUCGUAUGAGUAAUUGUACUUAGCUGUGAUUAGAGGCUAUCAGAAUGAGAUUUUUAUUAAUGAUUUUUCCAGGGGCUAAGAUUUAUAUUCACUUAAUUGAUAUUGCCACAUUCAAAUGGCCAUUACCAGGAAGUUACUCCGAGUGAAAUAACAAUGUUAAUACCACCUAGGAAUUAUAGCUCAUCCUGUUAGCAUAGUAUUGUUGCCAUGUAAUUAGGGAUGCAGCUGCUGGCCUGAUGAGAAAGAGCAAUUGCAGAAUUAUUAAUGGGUUACAGGCUUCUCUGCAGUGGCGUGGCAGAAGCACAGGAACAGGGUUUGGGAAGGCUCCCAGAGUGAUCUCCCAGUGUGGGGUUGGCACCAGCACAGGGACUCAAAACCUUCCGAGGAAGGAUCCUCUAGGCAAGUCUUGGCUGCCUUCCUAUGGGGGUAGUCAAGUAAAUCAACCAUUACACCGGCCCAAAAAGUAACAAAAAGCACGGAAGUGUGUUGUGUGGAAAGCAGCAGAUGCAGUGCCCGGGGUUGCCCCUGCCACCAGGACCUGUGCCCACCCCUGCCCACCCAGCACCCAGCCUGAAUCCCCUGCAGCACCCAGGCCACGCCUGGUGCAGGUUACUGACUCCAGCUGCACUUCAGUGCUGCUGCCAGAAAUGCCAUAUUUUUUAUACCUGUCUACAGAUUGCUUGGGUUCUUAAGUACAACCCUUGAUGACCCUCAGGGGAGGUGGGAGUUUUUGCCAGGACAAGCUUUCUGUUUGGUUUCACUGUCCUGGAGCAGCAGGGCUGCUGCUUCCCGUGCCACACAAUAUUGCCUGGGGGAGCCUGGCCUCACACAAACUCAGAUUUUCAUGUUUUCAAAACCUAACGGGAAUUAAUUGCUGGCAUCUGCUUGAAGAGGCAUCUUUAAAAUUCAGAAUAAUGUCCUUGUGGUGUUGUGCAUCUGCUGAUGGCCAGUCCUGCUGCAGCUGGAUCCUUAAGGGGUCAGGUUGUGCUGCAGGAGUCAGGCAGCUCUGACUUAGCAAAAGCGCUUUGGCCCCGGCAUCAGCUACAAGCACCAGCGUCAUUCCUGCUUCAGAAGCCUCUUGGGUGGUUCUGGGUGAGAAUCAGAAAGUUUGGUCACCCCAUGGCCAUUGGCAGCCAGGCCCCUGGCAGCUGAUCCAGUGUGUGUGCCCACCCCUGCCAUCCCAUGCCUGUCACAGCAUCUCAGCUGGAGCUUUAUCUCCUGCAGUGGGUUUGGACUUCUUUUCAAUAUUGAGUACAUCCAGCAAACCUGAACUAUCUGUAUUUUGAGCUAUUUUCUAUUUUGGUGAUAAGCUUCAGUGCUUUCUCUACAUACAGUAUUUUAUAUAACACAGUUAUAAAUAUAUAUAUAUAUAUAUUUACAGGGUUGGGCUGCCCAGGGUAGUCCCACUGAUGUGUUGUAGAAAUAUUUCACUAAAUAUGAAAUAUAUUUGAUUAUUUUAUAUCCUAUGAGUUUGGUAUUUUGGUACUUUUUUCUUUCUGUGCCUAUUACUGUGUUAAAUGUCAAAUUAAA